UAGUUUUUUUUUUACCCCACGAACAUUGUCUGAGCUGAAGAAUGACCUGUUAAUGAACCAUCUCCUCUAACCAUAGAGUGCAGCAACCCAAAACAACAAGCUGACACCAUCACAUUUUAAAACAUAGCUGGCUUGAGACCUGAGAAACGCCUGAGAAAUAAUUUCACCUCUCAGGCUCGGAGCAGGGGGAACAGCAGCAGCAUGGAAAAUCUGUCUCGACUGGUUCUGCUUCUUCUGUUUGCUGGCCAAACACCAGCCCUGACAGCGACCCCGGAGGGACUGGGGGUGAGACAGAAUCCUCCCUCUCUCAGUGUGAUGCGCGGUGAAACGGCAAAACUGUUCUGUCAUUUCAAAGUUGAAUCCCUCAAGUAUGGGGUUCAGUGGUUCAAAAUGAAGCCGGGGAAGCAGCUCAUCGCAAAGUCAUCCAGGCACAUCGUGGUGGAGGAGGAUCAAACCUCCUCCCUGGAGAUCUCUGAGGUAGCACCGGAGGAUUCUGGGUGGUAUUACUGCGAGGUGAACGUUCUGCAGAAGGACCCAGCGAUGGGCAACGGCACCAGGCUGCUCGUCUUGGGACCACCUUCUGCUCCCAAAAUUUACCUCCAGGUCCCGCCAGACCCUCUGACUGGUAAGUGGGCUCUCGUCUGUCUCACUGGGGGAUUCCACCCCAGCGUGCUCACCCUCACCUGGACCUACCAGAGCACAGCAGCCACUAUCGAUCACCUGUCAGUCACCAACUGCACCCUCCCUGCCACGAGCGCUCAGAGAAACAUUUCUGAAGGAGCCCUGCUGUCUGUGUGGUUGGUGAACUCCAUGCCUCCGAGCCAGCCAAAAUGUUUCCAAGUGAUGGACAACCACAGCCAGGAAGUUUUCCUCUUCAGUGUGUUUUUCCUCCCAAUGAAACACUCUUUGGCCACAGGCAUCACCUUCACGUGUGGGGUGCACGACCAUCCUGCUCUGAGCACGGCUCUGACUGCCUCCUUCACUUGGGACGCUUCCCCGAACGAACUGAUUUUACACUUGAAUAUUCUCAAGAUGUGCUUCCUCUCAGCGGUGACAGUUGUGUUUGUAAUGGAAGGAGUCAAACAUUGCUGCCUGCAGGGAAAAUAAUGUCAAUGCCAUGAACUACAGAAUGAAAAAGCAGACAAACAAAAAGAAGGACGGGUGGGUGUUCAGUGUGACUCAUCUCGGCACCAACUUUUGACAAACAACAUCAAAACAAAUC
Messenger RNA from Labrus mixtus (cuckoo wrasse), 1222 nucleotides. Its product is annotated as tyrosine-protein phosphatase non-receptor type substrate 1-like. Lineage: Eukaryota; Metazoa; Chordata; Actinopteri; Labriformes; Labridae. Bases 202 to 1107 code for a protein of 301 amino acids. The record is from RefSeq and is a predicted model, not a curated record. The transcript is spliced from 6 exons. Gene Ontology annotation, cellular component: plasma membrane.